Capsaspora owczarzaki ATCC 30864 is the source of this 1872-nucleotide messenger RNA. RefSeq lists its product as hypothetical. Lineage: Eukaryota; Filasterea; Ministeriida; Capsasporidae. The coding region runs from base 34 to 1746 and encodes 570 amino acids. The transcript is spliced from 2 exons. The record is from RefSeq and is a predicted model, not a curated record.
GACAAGCCGAACUCGAGCUCGCCACGGGGAUUUAUGGCACUGGGCAACUGGAGCAUCCCGCUGCUGUCCUCUGGCACCGAUGCGUUCGGGAAGGGCCGCAAGGGGACGUUCUCAGUGCGCGACUGCAGAAUGCGCGAGCUGUCGGCGGUGAUGGCCGAUGACGAGCCAGCCACGACCGCUACCCAAGCCACUGCAACGGCUGCAAGUGCAUCAUCCAAGCCCACUGAGAAGAGUCAUGGCAAGUCCGGCGCAAACACACCCGCGGAUGUCCUGGCACAGGUCGGGGCUGGGUUUGGCUUUGAGCUCGCGCUGGCAGACGCGUCGCACUACUACCUCGUCGCUCCCGACUUUUUCCAAGCGCGAUCGUGGAUGGGUUGCAUCAUCCGUGCCGGUGGCACGAUUGCCGUCGAUUCGCUCAUCGAACGAGACCUUGCACUCAUCGAGAACUGCGUCACAGAGGUCAUGUAUCAGCGUCAACGGCACAUCCCAAUCGCCGGAUUCACGUCCAGCCUGCUGCCCUACGACCCGUACGGAUUUAGUCACGAUGUGGAUGGGCGCGUCGCAAUGAAUGGCGACGAGGCUGUGCCUUUGGAGAGCGAUUGGCGUUGGGUAGGGUGCUGGCAGGUGGCGCCUCCAGUGUCGCUGCCGUUUGCCGAGCACGGUAAAUUUGAAGCGCAGCUGCGCAAAGAAGUCGAGAACGUCAAACCCUCCCUCAUCAGAGGCUUCGCUGCGCCGUGUCUGGUGCCUGCGAGCGACAUGUUUGGCUGGGAGUUUGCGACUGGCUUUUGGAUUGACUUUGGCUACUCGCCGCAAAUGUCGUGGUCGCAUCAAGUUCGACGGAGAACUUGGAAGCGGACGCGCGUUAUCAACGAGAUCCGGGUUGUCGAGGCGCGGUUUGACAUCAUGGACUUGAUGCUUUUGCGCUUGGAGCGAAAGCUCGAGCUCGCCUUGCAGCCCCCAAAGUCAGCAGCGCAAGAGCAGAGAAGCGAGCACUCGUCCAACAAGUCCGGCAAGGCGGCGGGUGACCGUUCCAAGCCGCGUGGCUUUGACAUGCGGCAUGACUCGCCAAUGAGCCUCAAUGUGGUCAAGCAGGACGCGCGACGGGUGCACCAGUUCAUGGCCAAUCUCACGCGCAUGUUUGGAGUCUCGUCUGGACUGUUGACCGAUGAACAGCACCUUGGCGCCAAGGCGCGACUCCUCGCUAUGCAGAAGCGCGCCGCCGCGGCAGAACUGCAGCUCGAUGGGUUUAUCCAAAAGAAGAACGCGUACACUGCCAACCAACUCAACGCACUCCGCCACAAGCAGCAGCAGGCUCAAGGAGCGUCUAGUAGUAGCACUGUCGUCGCCUCGGCGCAAUCGACAGGCGAGCUGGACUUUGACGCAACCACCGAAGACCCGAGCGAAGACGCAGCAGCAGCAGCAGCAGCAGACCCAGGCAUUCUGCGCGUCUGGGGUCGUCCGACGCCCAUUCGCCCAUACACACCCGACAUGGAGACCGACGAGACCCGCGAGUUGGAUACUCCCGCACUGGUUCAGCUCCAGCGCAAAAUCAUGACGGAGCAGGACAAGGCGCUUGAUGUUCUGCUGGGCACUUUGCAGCGGACUGGCAAGAUUGCCACCGCCAUCGGCAGCGAGCUUGACCGUCAGAAUGUCAUGCUUGCUGACUUGUCCAACGCCAUGGACCGUACAGGUCUGAGUUUGGACGAUGUGAUUGAGCGAGGCAAAAUUAUUGAGCGCAAUGCUUGAACGCGUUGAUUUUUUUUUUUUUUUUUGUUUUGGCUUCCUUGUAGUUUCAGUUUGUUUGCUUGUUGUUUCGGUUUUAUUUGAAUUUCAAUGAUGCCUUUUGUACAAUAGACAUGUAGUCGCAUCCGG